Messenger RNA from Opisthorchis viverrini, 471 nucleotides. RefSeq lists its product as hypothetical. The transcript has a single exon. The record is from RefSeq and is a predicted model, not a curated record. The coding region runs from base 1 to 471 and encodes 156 amino acids. Lineage: Eukaryota; Metazoa; Platyhelminthes; Trematoda; Opisthorchiida; Opisthorchiidae.
AUGGUCUCACCGAAGGCGCGUCGCAUACUGUUUCCCAUCGAUCGGAGUGAUCAUUCCAAGCGCGCCAUCCAGUGGUAUUUGGAUAAGUUUGCUUGGGAAAAUGACGCACUCUAUUUGGUUCACGUGGUUGAGCCUAACUACUCGAGACGAUUCAGCGAGGUAUCACCUGACGAUCACACAAGUGCCCUGACCAAUAAAAUGAAGGAAUCGGUGGCAGCCGGUGAACAAGUUGGUGCACAAUAUCGAAGUUUUUUGAAGGAACGUGGGAAGGAGUCUGAAUUUGUCAUGCAAGUGGGCACCAAACCAGGUGAACAGAUAAUCAAUGCAGCUCGGGACGUCAGUGCGGAUGUGAUUAUAAUUGGAAACCGGGGGGUGGGAACGAUCCGGCGAACAGUGCUGGGCAGCGUCAGUGAUUACGUGUUUCAUCACUCAUCCAUUCCGGUUAUUCUUGUGCCACCUACGGUUUCCUAA